Messenger RNA from Gastrolobium bilobum, 1494 nucleotides. Its product is annotated as probable polyol transporter 6. Gene Ontology annotation, molecular function: carbohydrate transmembrane transporter activity. Gene Ontology annotation, biological process: transmembrane transport. Lineage: Eukaryota; Viridiplantae; Streptophyta; Magnoliopsida; Fabales; Fabaceae. The transcript is spliced from 2 exons. Gene Ontology annotation, cellular component: membrane. The record is from RefSeq and is a predicted model, not a curated record. The coding region runs from base 1 to 1494 and encodes 497 amino acids.
AUGGAGCAUGGUGACAAAGAAGACCAAACCACAAAGUUCAACAAAUAUGCCUUUGCUUGUGCCAUGGUCGCUUCAGUGGUAUCCAUCAUAUCUGGUUAUGAUACUGGUGUUAUGAGUGGUGCCAUGCUAUUCAUAAAGGAAGAUAUCGGAAUCAGCGAUACCCAACAAGAGGUUCUAGCAGGAAUCUUAAACCUAUGCGCAUUGGUGGGAUCCUUAACUGCUGGAAGAACAUCUGAUUACAUUGGUCGCCGUUACACAAUCUUCUUGGCCUCUAUCCUCUUCAUGCUAGGUGCAGUUCUCAUGGGUUAUGGUCCAAACUAUGCAAUUUUAAUGAUUGGAAGGUGUGUUUGUGGUGUUGGUGUAGGAUUUGCCCUUAUGAUAGGACCAGUUUACUCUGCAGAGAUUUCCUCUGCAUCAUCAAGGGGUUUUCUAACAUCCUUACCAGAGCUUUGUAUUGGUUUUGGGAUUUUACUUGGCUAUGUGUCAAACUACUUCUUGAGGAAAUUGACCUUGAAACUUGGAUGGAGAUUGAUGCUUGGUAUCGCAGCAUUUCCUUCACUUGUCGUGGCUUUGGUUAUUCUAACAUUGCCAGAGUCUCCAAGGUGGCUAGUGAUGCAUGGUCAUUUAGGAAAAGCCAAGAAGGUCCUAUAUCAAGUUUCUAAUACCACACAAGAGGCUGAACUUCGUUUCAAGGAAAUAAAAGUUGCUGCUGGUUUUGAUGAGAAUUGCAAUGAUGAGAUCGUGAUGAAAAAGUCCAACCAUGGUGAAGGGGUUUGGAAAGAGUUGCUUGUUAGGCCCACACCUUCUGUUCGUUGGAUGCUGAUUGCAGCGAUUGGGAUUCACUUCUUUGAGCAUGCAACUGGGAUUGAAGCUGUUAUGUUAUAUGGCCCAAGAAUCUUUAAGAAAGCUGGUGUUACAAGUAAGGACAAGCUCUUGCUUGCAACGAUUGGAAUAGGCCUUAUAAAGGUCACUUUUUUGACAAUAGCAACAUUCUUGCUUGACAAAGUUGGUAGAAGACGCCUCUUGCAAAUAAGCACUGUAGGAAUGGUUUGUGCUCUUACAGUUUUAGGUUUCAGCUUAACUAUGGUAGAUCAUUCCAAUGAAAAGCUCUUUUGGGCUUUGAGUCUUAGCAUUGUGGCCACAUACACCUAUGUUGCUUUUUUUAAUAUUGGGCUUGCACCAGUCACAUGGGUCUAUAGCUCUGAGAUAUUCCCUUUGAGGUUGAGAGCACAAGGAGCAAGUAUAGGAGUUGCAGUGAACAGGACCAUGAAUGCUGUUGUUUCCAUGACUUUUAUUUCAAUCUAUAACGCAAUCACUAUAGGUGGGACCUUUUUCAUGUUUGCUGGUUUGUCUGUAUUGGCUUGGGUUUUCUUCUAUAUUUUCCUUCCUGAAACCAAAGGCAGGGCUUUGGAAGACAUGGAGAUGCUUUUCAGCAAAAAUUCCAUUAGUAAAAAUGUAGCAACUGAAAAAGUUGAUCCAAGACAGGAUGCGUAG